AUGUACUACUUAAAAGAAUGGCAAACUUUGAACACGACCGAAAUCCCACUAAGUAAGUGUACGCCCAGUUCGGGUUCCGGGAAUAUCCUCCGGGUUAGCCGGGGUUCUCCGGGCUCUUCGGCCGGGUUCAGCUGCACCAGGUGUGCCCGUGCCCGGGUGGCUUCCAUCUUUCGUCUUCCAGCCCCGAAACCGGAAUCUACGAUUGAAUUUCAGACAGUAUAGUACACCCUCCCACUCCACCCCACCGAACAUCCAACCAUCCGGCGACCAAGGAGAACGCAAAGGCUUUUGCAAUUUUUAUGUGCAAUUUUUUACAUGAGAACGAAAGGCGGUAUGAGAUGUCGCUUGUGGCUCGUUAAGGUUAAGGGGUGUGUGCCACCACCUGCCGAAUCAUCGCCACCCAGCGCCCGCAAAUACAAUUUAAAUUUUUAA
Molecule: messenger RNA, 432 nt
Organism: Drosophila rhopaloa
Lineage: Eukaryota; Metazoa; Arthropoda; Insecta; Diptera; Drosophilidae
Source: RefSeq, a predicted model, not a curated record